CUUUGGUUUUAGUUCGGUCUUACAGCAGAGGAUAUCGGUGGCUGUUGUGUUGAAUCCUCAUUCAGAUAAUCUUAUAUAAAAAUGUUUUAGAUGGCCACAUCUGCAAUAUCAUGUCUACUCUGGCGACUACGAAGCAACCAAAGAGCAGAUUUUGCUAAAAGCAAAGCAGCGAUUUGGAAUCAGUAUCAAUCCCAGAAAUGUACACUUCGUGUUUUUACGAUUACGUCCUCUCGUUGAAGCAAGUAUUUAUCCUCGUUUUACCCUUCUAUUACAAACAAUGGCUGGACUGAUUCUGGGACUCGAAGCUUUGCUGAAACUAAAUCCAUCAAUAUUCAUCGACAGCAUGGGAUACAGCUUAACGCUUCCAUUAUUUCGGUAUGUCUUCACCGCCCAACUGUGA
This is a messenger RNA of Strongylus vulgaris, 400 nucleotides long. The record is from the annotation of a GenBank genome assembly. NCBI's taxonomy places the organism in Eukaryota, Metazoa, Nematoda, Chromadorea, Rhabditida, Strongylidae.